Messenger RNA from Trypanosoma brucei brucei TREU927, 1215 nucleotides. RefSeq names its product arginine kinase. Gene Ontology annotation, molecular function: creatine kinase activity. NCBI's taxonomy places the organism in Eukaryota, Euglenozoa, Kinetoplastea, Trypanosomatida, Trypanosomatidae. The coding region runs from base 1 to 1215 and encodes 404 amino acids. The transcript has a single exon. The record is from RefSeq and is a predicted model, not a curated record. Gene Ontology annotation, biological process: phosphocreatine biosynthetic process.
AUGGGCUUCGGAUCAUCAAAACCCAAGAACAAGCCGUCCAAAGCUGAUUCAAAGAAUUCUCCAUCAGAUCCAACGGGGGCAGGAAAUAAUGAUUUGGAAAAGGCCUUUGCGAAACUGCAGGCUGCAAAGGACUGCCACUCGCUGUUGAAGAAACAUCUGACAAGUGAUGUCUUCAAGAAGCUAAAGGACAAGAAGACGAAGUUGGGUGCUACCUUACUUGAUGUCAUUCAAUCUGGUGUACAGAACCUCGAUUCCGGUGUUGGUUUAUAUGCACCAGACGCAGAAGCCUACACUGUGUUUGCCGACCUCUUCGAUCCCGUCAUUGAGGAUUACCACAACGGCUUUAAGGUAACGGACAAACAACCACCAAAGGACUUCGGUGACUUAAAUACGCUGGUUGACGUUGAUCCGGAAGGUAAAUAUGUUAUUUCCACCCGUGUGCGCUGUGGCCGCAGUCUCGCCGGUUACCCAUUCAACCCAUGCCUAACGAAGGAGCAGUACGAGGAAAUGGAGUCACGUGUGCGGGAACAACUGAGCACAAUGACAGAUGAUCUGCAAGGUACUUAUUAUCCGCUUUCUGGCAUGACGAAAGAAACACAACAGCAGCUAAUUGAUGACCACUUCCUCUUCAAGGAGGGCGAUCGUUUCCUGCAAGCUGCCCGCGCAUGCGAGUAUUGGCCAACUGGUCGUGGUAUCUACCAUAACAAUGACAAGACAUUCCUCGUGUGGGUGAAUGAAGAGGACCACCUGCGCAUCAUUUCCAUGCAGAAGGGCGGGAACUUGAAGGAGGUCUUCGGCCGUCUUGUGAAGGCAGUGAACACCAUUGAAGAGAAGGUGGAGUUUUCUCGUGAUGACCGACUUGGUUUCCUGACGUUCUGCCCCUCGAACCUCGGCACGACGAUCCGCGCAAGUGUGCACAUCAAAUUACCGAAACUUGGUGCUGAUCGCGCUAAACUUGAGGAGGUUGCUGCAAAAUAUAACCUGCAGGUACGUGGAACAGCUGGUGAGCACUCUGACAGCCCUGACGGAAUUUAUGAUAUCAGCAACAAGCGCCGCCUCGGCCUAUCGGAGUAUGAAGCCGUAAAGGAAAUGCAAGACGGUAUCCUUGAGCUCAUCAAACUGGAGCAAUCCGAUGAUGCAGAGGGGAACGGAGGUGCUGACGCUGCUGGGCCAGAUGAUGGCGUAGACGGUGUAGCCACGAAUGAAAAUGAAUAA